Schizosaccharomyces octosporus yFS286 is the source of this 1682-nucleotide messenger RNA. RefSeq names its product t-SNARE component Sec9. The record is from RefSeq and is a predicted model, not a curated record. Gene Ontology annotation, cellular component: SNARE complex; plasma membrane. Bases 345 to 1484 code for a protein of 379 amino acids. The transcript has a single exon. Gene Ontology annotation, molecular function: syntaxin binding; SNAP receptor activity. NCBI's taxonomy places the organism in Eukaryota, Fungi, Ascomycota, Schizosaccharomycetes, Schizosaccharomycetales, Schizosaccharomycetaceae. Gene Ontology annotation, biological process: exocytosis; vesicle fusion.
GAUGCGCAUGCCACCAAGAGAAUGUAUGGAAUGGAACCUUGCCUAAAACACACAUCUGAAAAUUCGCGGUUUAAGAAACGGGGUCUUCGAUUUUACUUAGAAGUGCCAAUUGAAUGCAAUAUUGCUUUCUUUGAUUAGAAGGCGUAGGACACGCGUCAAUUUACAAAGCGUACAGUUGAUGGGAAACACUUUGAUCAAGCGGAACUUCAAACUUGCGUAAACGUGUGGUUAAGCAUAUUGUUUUAUAAAAAGUCAUCAUUUUUAAAUAAUUGACGAAAAUAUAAGUGGUUUUACCUACUUGUCGUACUUAACUUUCUGUCUACCUUAUAUUUAACAAAUUCGCCAUGGGUCUUUUUAAAAAGAAAAAGGGCGUCAAUCCCGAUAUGUACAAGGCUCCAGAGGAGGGAAGUUCAGCCGCCAGUACUGCAACUCCUGCUCCGUCUUAUACUUCCAAUGGGUAUUCAGGUAAUUCAUACCCUGACGCGUACAGUAUAGACGGCGGAUAUGAAUCUAGCAUGCCAAAGGGUGGGUAUAAUAUGCAGUCGAUUCGCAAUGAUCCAUAUGCUCGAAAAGACAUGCCUCCAAUGCGAUCCGGAGCUGCGGUAGCUCCUUCCACUCCGUUCGGACAUGAACGGCCAAGUUAUCAGAGAGCACCAGCAAGCCAAACAACAUUGGACUUGAAAAAGCAAGAAUUAUUUCAAGGUGCACGUCGCAUACAAGAGAAUUCCGAAAACUACUUGAAUGAUGGUGGAGAAGAAGCUGGCAUGGCAGAUUCGUAUAGUGCAACUGCAGAGGAAGACGAGGACGUUGAGGCUAUUAAGCAAAAAAUCCAAUUUGUCAAGCAAGACAGUUUAUCGAGCACGAGAAAUGCCUUGCAAAUGGCUAACAAUGCCGAACAAGUAGGGAUGUCCACUCUUCAAAACCUGGGACAACAAACAGAAAAGGUUGCAAGUGCCGAGAAAGAACUGGAUGUUGCCAAGAUACAUGCUAAGCGAGCAGAAGAGCAGGCUAGAGAACUCAAAACUUUGAACAGGAGCAUGUUUGCUAUUCACAUCGGGAAACCAUGGGGUAAAGGGAAGCGUGUAGCUGCUGAGGAGGCACGGCUUACUGCAAAGCGUGAGGCUGAACGUCAAGAUGAAAUUUUAAAUAGACAGUUUGCUUUUCAGUCUCAACGCCGUAUCGGUGAAACUAUGAAGAAAAAUCAAAAAGAAUCAGUCAAGCCUAAUGACAAGAAAGGAGUAUCCAUUCUCGAACGUUCGCGUUAUCAGUUCGAGCCAGAUGCAGAAGAUGACAUGAACGAAAAAGAAAUCGAUAAGAACUUAGACCAGCUUGAUGGUGUUGUUGGUCGUUUGAAGGGUUUGGCAUAUGCUACUGGACAAGAAGUUGAAUCCCAAAACGCUCGACUCGGCAAAAUUCACGAUAAAAGUGAUCGCUUGGAUACCGAUGUCUAUCUCAAUGUCGAACGUCUUCGUAAUAUCCAUUAAUGUCCGAAGUCAUCUUUUCCAUAAUUAAAUUAUUGAUUACAUCCGAUAGGAAUUAGUCCUUUUUAUUACAGUUAUAUUUUUUAUGAACGAAGCAUUGGCUUUUAGAAAUUUCAUUAUAUACAUUUGUAGAAGUCUACAUCAAAUGACAAAAAUCGAACUAGCCUUGUAGUUGAUUAAAUACUAUUAAAAGGAUUUUAU